AUGGAUGAUUUAAUUGAUGAUGAUUUCGGUGAUUUAUACGCAGAUGUUGAAAUUCAAGCGAGUUCAGUUUUCAAUUCAUUACCAAACUUCAGUAAUUUAUGUACAGAAUCAGAACCACAACAAGGAAACGAAGACAGUAAUCAUAACAAAGUUAAUCAAAGCGAAAAAGAAGAGAAAUUGGUGUCGGAGUCGAAGGAAUUAAAUGGAGAGAAAUUGAGGGUUUGGGAGGAAGUGGACGAUGGGAGUGAUAGUGAAGAUGAUUUGAAUAUUGUUUUGAAUGAUGUGGGUUGUAAAGGGUUGGAAGUUGGUAAAGAAAAGAAAGGUCAUGGUAAUGGUGGUGGCGGUGGCGGUUUUGGGACGGACGAAGGGGAGGAGGGUUGUGGUGGUGGUUUUGUUGGUGUUAAAAAUGAAGUGGAAUGUAGUGUUAAUGGGGAGGGAGCAAAGGGUGAUGAUGAUUUGCAGCAUUUGCAAUAUAAGUAUGAUCUUGUUUUGGGGGUUUUGAUUAAUUACUUUGUUUUGGAAUGUAGUGUUAAUGGGGAGGGAGCAAAGGGUGAUGAUGAUUUGCAGCAUUUGCAAUAUAAGAAUGUAAGACCUUAUGGAUCAUCAUUUCCAAGCAAUAAAAAAGGCAAUGAAUCUGCUGUUGUGGCAUCUCGUUCUUCCAGCUCUGCUAGAUAUAAUUGGGAAGAUAACAGGUGCAAGCAGCACAAGGUAAAUUCAGGUCAGGUUGCUAAUUUUCAUGCUACAACCAAUUCAGUACUAUCUCAUGGUGGAUAUGGUUUCUCACUUCCAUGGCCUAGGAGCAUACUAGAUGUAAAUAUUGAUGCAUUUGAAGAGAAGCGGUGGAGGUAUCCUGGAGUUGAUAUAUCCGAUUUCUUCAACUUUGGUUUUGAUGAGGAUAGCUGGAAACAGUACUGCAUGUCAUUGGAGCAGUCUCGGCAACAGUCUUACAUGCAUGGCAUGAUGUCCAUUCUUCAUUCUUCAAAACCUACCCAAGCUAGUGAAUCAAGGCCUGAGCAGAAUAGUGUAGCUAUGGCUGACAGUAUGACUCAAGUUGAUUGUUCAUCAGAAUAUGCUGAUAGGGGAGAGAAGCAGCUGGGACUGCCAAAAGGCAGAGCAAUUCAGGUUGAAAACAGCAUUGGUGAACGUCAACCAACCAUGGAUUUAAGGCGUCCGCGUGCUUGGGAUUCUGAUGUUGUGAUACAGGAUUCCGAUGACAAUUCCUCUCGCUCUGGUGUGGAGCAAUCAAGCCAUAUAGAUAGCGUUGUACCCAAAGCAUCAAAAAGCAGGGAUAUAAACAUGGAUGAUAAAAGUGAUGCCCAUUCUUCUGGUAGUGCCAGUAGAGAUGAACCCUCUGCAGAGUCUCUGGAGGGAAAUCUCAGCGGUCAAGAUCUACCCGUUGAAGGGGCACUUUAUUCAAUGUCAGUGUCGAAUAAAAUGUAUCCGGAUCCUGAUAACAAUGAAGCCAACCUGAUUUCUAAUGUGGAUGGGUAUCAUCAUCGAAAGGUAAAUGCCCAUUCUUCAGAAGGCAUUACCGAAGAAAUGGAAACUGUAGACAAGUCAGAGGAAGAAAUUGGCAGUAAGGAGUGCAAGUCAGAUCAAUUUCUGAGUGAGCCAGAACUAUCACUGGGUGAUCACAGCUAUUUUAGCCCAAGUCUAUCCUACACUGAUAGUGAUUCUGAACCAUCCAGAGACAGUGUCUGUCAUGUUGUCAAAGAUUCUCCUAGUUCUUUAAGAAGGCCAUCUUCAGGCACCGAGUUACAGGGGUCUGCUACAUCUAACCAUAAGAGCCCUAAAAGAAAUAGCGUUAUAAGAACACUAGGUAUCCAAAAUUGUUCAAGCCAUAAAAGUCCCAUUUGGGAAGGAAGGAAGGAUCACAAUUGGAGACUCUGCAGAGGUCCUGAACAGAGGAUCUACCCCAAUAAUCAUAGUGAUGCCUCACACACAUUUAGGGAUCAGCCAUCCCUUGAUUGUAGCAGACAGAUUGAAAAGUUGCAUGAUUUUGAUUAUCGAAAUGGAGAAGAUUUCUCUUAUUAUCAACAGAGAGAUCCUUCUUGUGGUUACAGUGGUAAAAGGAGCAGUGACGACCAUGCUCAGGCUGUUUACAAAAAACACUGUCAUAGAAAAUAUCACCACAACUUUAAAGGUGAGAUGAUACCACAGAACAGAAGGGACUGGAAUGAGAAGGAAUUUUUCCAUGAACGUAGAUCUAGAUUAGACAAUCAAGAUAUGUGCAGUGAUUUUUAUAGUUCUGGAAGAAUACUUUCUCCUGAGAACAUGAUUCCUCCCACUUAUUGGAGGUCCAGGUGUUUGGUUUCCAAGUACAACAAUCACAAAGAGAGAGAAAUUCUACGGAAAAGGAAGAGUAAAAACAUUCAAUUUCAGAAGACCACUCGCAAUAUGCGUUUGCUUGGUCAUGAAAAUGUAGAUGACUUAAUGCAAGAAAAAUGUCGAAGAUCUGUUCCAUUGGCCAACCAGAAAAGGUUUUCUUUGAAUGAAAAAUGUGGAAGUCACAACUUGUUUAUUGGGAGAGAAGGGAAUCCUCCCAGUAGAAGGGUUAAAUAUGGUGGCGAUCCCCAUAUGGAUUUGGAUGGUUCGUGGUUCAUGGAAACUGAAGAAGAUUAUUGUGAUCCACUUCAUCAACAUUUUUUCUCCAAGUCUCGGAGGGAAACUUAUGAAUCCAGUGAUGGAAGGUGGCAGGGGAUGUUGCCGUCAAGAAGUGAUAUGUUCAACUACAGAUUACCUGAAAGAUAUGGGAGACCUAGGAGACAAGUAUGUAUCCGGGAAGGCCAGGAUUGUGGUUGGGAUGGUAGUUGUAAUAAUACUGUUGACACUGAACAUGGUAUCAUUUAUCCUGACGAUCAGGUUCAUCUGGGGAGGAGAAAAUAUAGCAGGAGAUCUAGAGUACUUCAGUGGAAACCGGAUGAAUCAGUUUUAAGGCAUCAUGUUGAUGAAUUUUAUGUUGAAAGAGAAUCAAGUUCCUAUGGAGUUACUUCAACACAUGAAAGAAUUCAGGCUAAACAUAGAUCUGACACUGCUGGGGUGGUGGUUAAUGAUAUAGAUUUUAACCGGCAUAGCUACAAAAUGAUCAGAGAAGGAAGUAAUGCCAGGUGCUUUAAUAGUAAUCCUGGUAGGAUGUAUAGAAGUGGGCAUAAGAAGAUGGUCAAGAGGUGCUGUGAUCCAGUUGACCUGACUGUUGGAAAAGUAAAGGUAAAGUUGGGGAAGCUGAGAUUGAAACCUUGUACAAUUGUGCCUCUCCCUGAAAGAUGUUCCAAUGGUCGAAGUUUAAAGCAGAAAGGUAUCUUUGAAAAGAUGGUUCUCAAGUUUGCUGCGGAGGCAACAUGUUCAAAGGAUUUCAAUGAAUCCCAGACAGGAAAUGCAAUCAAAACUGAUGUUCUUAGAACUGAAGGCAAUGACGGCGAGAAAUGGCUUGAUAAGUUUCCAGUUACCAAGCACAAUGAAAAAUUGGACAUUGAUGUCGGUCAGAUAAUGGCAGAGGAAUCAAACAUGGAAUGCAAGUUGACAAAAACAAGUGCUUUUAAAAGUGUGGUCCCAACUUGCAAUGUGAAGAAGAGAAAUUUUCAUAGUGAAAAUGCUUCCAGUAGAAACAAGAAUGAUGGGGCAUUUGACGAUCAAUGGAUACUGGACACGAUAGUGAAGAUGGAAAAACGCAGGGAGCGCUUUAAGGAUCCAAUUGCACUGAAAAAGGAACUGGAUAAGACUUCCGAACCCCAAGUUGAUGUGAUAGUCGAUACAGUUCCGACUAACCAAGAUAGGCCAGCCAGAAAAAGACGGUGGGGUGGAACUUAA
Dovyalis caffra is the source of this 3807-nucleotide messenger RNA. The record is from the annotation of a GenBank genome assembly. NCBI's taxonomy places the organism in Eukaryota, Viridiplantae, Streptophyta, Magnoliopsida, Malpighiales, Salicaceae.